AUGUUGUGCAACGAUUUUUAUGUUGUUAUUUCACCGUUUCACGGAAUUCAUAAUCAUAACUUUCAAAAAAGGUACUUUAAAGAUUUUGAGAAUAGUUUAUACCAUAAGAAAUAUCAGCUACAAGUUUUCUCUCGCUGGUGUAGUCUCGAUGACAUUCUGUAUGUUCCGGCUUUGUUAAAUGCGUUUUUGGAGUUUGUCGACGAUCGUCAUGAUCACGAUUGUCUCCAGUUUCUCUUAGCAUGCAAUGCUUUUGAAAAAAAUUACGACUCUCUCCCUGAUGAGGAAGCUCUUGAGGAUGCAAUGUCUAUAUAUGACAAGUACUUUUCUAUGCAAGCAAUUAGUCCUAUUCAAAUUGGGGAUACGGCUCGCAGAAGAAUGGAAUCGGAGAUAUGUUCUGAUAGGUGGACGACCCACUGCAAUCCUCGUUUCAUUCCGCGAAGCAAUACUGCUUUCUGA
Messenger RNA from Cooperia oncophora, 456 nucleotides. The record is from the annotation of a GenBank genome assembly. Lineage: Eukaryota; Metazoa; Nematoda; Chromadorea; Rhabditida; Trichostrongylidae.